Molecule: messenger RNA, 697 nt
Organism: Cucurbitaria berberidis CBS 394.84
Lineage: Eukaryota; Fungi; Ascomycota; Dothideomycetes; Pleosporales; Cucurbitariaceae
Product: 60S ribosomal protein L17
Exons: 4
Coding region: 1-558 (185 amino acids)
Biological process (GO): cytoplasmic translation
Cellular component (GO): ribosome; cytosolic large ribosomal subunit
Molecular function (GO): structural constituent of ribosome
Source: RefSeq, a predicted model, not a curated record
AUGGUUCGCUACGGAGAGACCAGCAUCGACGGCGCAAAGUCUGCCCGCGCUCGCGGCAGCUACCUCCGCGUCUCCUUCAAGAACACGCGCGAGACGGCGCAGGCCAUCAACGGCUGGAAACUCGAGCGCGCUCUCACCUACCUCGGCAAUGUCUUGGAGCACAAGGAGGCCGUUCCCAUGAGGCGGUAUGCCGGUGGCACUGGACGCACUGCGCAGGGCAAGGCUAUGGGCGUCUCCAGGGCCCGCUGGCCUGUCAAGUCCGCCGAGAUCCUUCUCGGACUCCUCAAGAACGCUGAGGCCAACGCCGACACCAAGGGCCUCGACACCAGCAUCUUGGUCGUCAAGCACAUCCAGGUCAACCAGGCUCCUAAGCAGCGAAGGCGCACUUACCGUGCUCACGGUCGUAUCAACCCUUACAUGUCGAACCCCUCCCACAUCGAGCUCAUCCUCGCUGAGGGUGCCGAAGUCGUCAAGAAGUCCAACGAGUCCGCCGAGCGCCGAUUGAACUCCAGGCAGCGUGGCCGUGAGGCCCGCAAGGCCAUCACUGCCAGCGAGUAGACGAGUAGAAGAGAGUGCGACGUUCAAGGAAGAAAACGGUCAUGGCGUGGGCACGGUCUAGGAGUCAAUGAGCGAUGAAUCAUAGGGUCUUUCACACUCGUCAUGUAUUGCAUGAUAUGGGACUUCGAUUUCUCCGGUG